This is a messenger RNA of Myotis davidii, 432 nucleotides long. Its product is annotated as lipopolysaccharide-binding protein. Gene Ontology annotation, biological process: positive regulation of macrophage activation; defense response to Gram-positive bacterium; macrophage activation involved in immune response. NCBI's taxonomy places the organism in Eukaryota, Metazoa, Chordata, Mammalia, Chiroptera, Vespertilionidae. The record is from RefSeq and is a predicted model, not a curated record. The transcript is spliced from 4 exons. Gene Ontology annotation, molecular function: lipopolysaccharide binding. Bases 42 to 371 code for a protein of 109 amino acids.
AGCUGGCCAGGUUGUACCCCAAUACAGAGCUAGAACUUGAGAUGUCACCUGAAUCAGCUCCAUUCUUGAUGUUCACCCCUGGAAAUGUUACCUGCGUGCCAGUGAUGAACAUCCAGGCAUUCGCCCUCCUGCCCAACUCUUCUAACCGCAAGCCACUCUUCCAACUCAGGGCGAGAACUGACAUCUCCGCCACCAUCAGUGUGAGCUCCGGCAGGGUCCUUGGCUCAUUAACCCCAGGAAGUAAGCUGAAACUGGAACUGAAACACUCCAACAUCGGUUUCUUCGAUGUGCAGUUGCUGGAAUCCAUCUUCAAUUACUACGCGUCCUACAUUAUAUAUCCCUCUCUCAACGGUAAGAAUAGCUGCUACUGACUGCCACGUGUGACGGCUGAAUUCUACCCUUUCUGUAGCAUUUAUGGUUCAUUCAUUUAAC